AUGGUUUUUCUGACAACUAAAGUAAUGCAAAGGACUGCGCUCUUUGUGACAUUUGGAAGUUGGGUGACUUCUCUGAUCACCGCCUUCCUUCCACUGUGGAAGACAAUGAACUCUGACCUGAACGAGGUGGAGAACUGGUUCUCUGGUCUGUGGCUCACCUGCCUCUACACCGAAGAGGUAGGAAUUCAGUGUAAAGCCUAUGACUCCAUCAUGGGGCUGCCAAUGGACCUGCAGAUCUCCAGGGUGCUCGUGUCAGUGUCUAUAGGCACAGGUGGUUUAGCUCUGCUGGCUGCUUUCCCAGGACUGGAGGGGGUUGGGAUGUGUGUGGGGCAGCCUGGCCUCAAGCGACGGCUCAUCAUCCUCGCAGGAGUGAUGACCUGGGUGUCGGGGCUCACUACUCUCGCUCCUGUCUCACUUGUUGCCUACACAACUGUGGUGGACUUCUGGGACGAGGGUUUUCCUGAUGUGAUGCCACGCUGGGAGUAUGGAGAGGCGAUGUUCUCUGGGUGGUUUGGAGGUUUGGGUCUGGUCAUCGGAGGGACCCUCUUCUUUGUAGCUGUGUGCAUGUGGGACUACGACCAGAAGCCACCAAGUGUGCCAAACAGUCCUCAGGCAAAGCACAGGACAAAGAACUACCUGAAGACGGAGGUUUUAUAGAGUCAUCUGCACAUUUAUAUA
Messenger RNA from Epinephelus fuscoguttatus (brown-marbled grouper), 678 nucleotides. It is a transcript of the gene cldn26, whose product is annotated as claudin 26. Gene Ontology annotation, biological process: cell adhesion; bicellular tight junction assembly. Gene Ontology annotation, molecular function: structural molecule activity. The record is from RefSeq and is a predicted model, not a curated record. NCBI's taxonomy places the organism in Eukaryota, Metazoa, Chordata, Actinopteri, Perciformes, Serranidae. The coding region runs from base 1 to 657 and encodes 218 amino acids. The transcript has a single exon. Gene Ontology annotation, cellular component: plasma membrane; bicellular tight junction.